This is a messenger RNA of Corylus avellana, 4688 nucleotides long. Its product is annotated as ARM repeat superfamily protein. NCBI's taxonomy places the organism in Eukaryota, Viridiplantae, Streptophyta, Magnoliopsida, Fagales, Betulaceae. The record is from RefSeq and is a predicted model, not a curated record. Gene Ontology annotation, cellular component: nucleus; chromatin. Gene Ontology annotation, biological process: DNA repair; mitotic sister chromatid cohesion.
UUUCACGCCCACCAAGAGCGGGAGGUCCUCGCUCCAAACCAACCCCCUUUUGCUGCACUAGGAUCUCAGCGUACUGUUCGCGUUGGAGCGAACUGCACAUUUCGAACCGCCAAAACCCUCACUCCCAAUUCUCUACUCCAUCACAGAACUAGGGUUUCCACGGCUCUCAUCCCCUCAAUGGCCGAGUCCGCCUUGCAACUCGUCUCCGAAAUCGGUUGCCAACUCGGCCGCCAAACUCGCUCCAGCAAGGAUUCCAUACUCAAGUCGCUCAAGCAAGUUGCAAAUGCUUUGUCAGAAAUAGAACAGCCUUCAUCGCAUGAAGCUGCCAAAAAGUUAGAAGCUACCAAAAAGCUAGAAGUAGCCAUAAAGCCCUUGAGCAAAGCAAUUGUACAGAGCCUUCUUCAGCAUAAAGAUAAGGAAGUUAGACUUCUAGUGGCCAUCUGCAUCAGUGAAAUAUUUCGGGUCAUGGCACCUGAACCACCUUUCGAAGACAAAUAUCUUAGGGACAUUUUUAAGCUCAUUGUUGGCACCUUUUCUGAGCUAGCUGAUACUGCAAGCCCAUUCUUUUCAAGAAGAGUUAAAAUAUUAGAGACUGUUGCACAAUGUAAAUGUUGUGUUAUAAUGCUGGAUAUUGACUGCAACGAUCUAGUUCUUGAGAUGUUCAAUAUUUUUUUCUCGGUUGUUAGGGAAAAUCACCAGCAGAGUUUGAUUAAUCAUAUUAUGUCUAUAAUGACACAUAUUCUAAACGAGGAAACUUCUCAGACAGUUUUGGAUAUGAUUAUGCGAAAUCUUGUAAAGGAGGGAAAGGGUGUACCUUCUGCUUCUUAUAAGCUUGCUGUUUCUAUCAUCCAAAAUUGUGCAGAAAAGCUUGAGCCCUAUGUUUGUGGGUUUUUAACAGCUUGUAUUCUGGAUAGGGAUGCUGUAGAGAAUGAGCUCAAAGAAUUUUACCAUGAAAUUAUUUUUGAACUUUUCCAGUGUGCUCCUCAGAUGCUUCUUGCUAUCAUUCCAAACUUGACACACGAAUUACUGACUGAUCAGGUUGAUGUCCGAAUAAAAGCUGUUAAUUUAAUUGGAAAACUUCUUGCACUUCCCAAACAGCGUGUUGCCCAAGACUACCAUGAUCUUUUUGUAGAGUUCUUGAAAAGAUUCUCUGAUAAAUCUGUGGAAGUUAGAGUUAGUGCUCUACAAUGUGUUAAGGCUUUCUACAUGGCCAAUCCCUCAGGGUCAGAAUCACAUGAAGUUCUCACUGCCAUCGAAGAUCGAUUGUUAGAUUUUGAUGAUAGAGUGAGAACACAGGCAGUGAUUGUGGCCUGUGAUCUUGCCCAAUCUAACUUGAAAUUUGUUUCCCCGAAAUUAAUAUCUCAAGCUACUGAAAGACUUCGGGAUAAGAAGGUAUCUGUGAGAAAGAAGGCCUUACAUAAGUUGGUGGAAGUAUAUCAAAAUUACUGUAACAAAUGUUCUGAAGGCCACAUGACAAUAAGUGAUCACUUCGAACAGAUUCCAUGUAAGAUUUUGAUGCUGUGCUAUGAUAAAGAUUGCAAGGAGUUCAGGUCCCAAAACAUGGAGCUUGUACUUGCGGAGGAUUUAUUUCCAGCACUUCUUUCAGUUGAGGAGAGGACAAGACAUUGGAUCCACUUGUUUUCUCUUUUCACCCCUCUUCAUGUGAAGGCAUUUAGCUCUAUCUUAUCCCAGAAGAGAAGGUUGCAAAAAGAGUUGCAAAUUUAUUUGGCCCUACGAAAAAAAGAUAAGGAGAAUAGUUCAGAAGAGAUACAGAAUAAAAUUAAAGCUUCGAUUAUGAAAAUGGCUGCAUUUUUCCCAGAUCCUUCCAAAGCAGAAGACUCCUUUCAUAAAUUGAACCAAAUGAAAGAUAAUAACACUUUCAAGACUCUGGCAUCAUUAUUGGACGAACUGAAAGUUAGAGAUGCUCAGACCACCAGAGAUAAAUUUUUGAAAACAAUGGGUGGUAGAGAUCCACAGUAUGAGUUUUUGUGUUCACUCUCCUCAAAAUGCUCGUAUAACAUAUUUGGUUCGGAGCACAUCCAAUGUAUUCUAGAUUAUCUUUCCAGUAACAGAUCUGGAAACAAGCUCUUGGAGGCUUCUUCUGCCAACCUUCUUCUGGCUAUCAUUAGCAUUUACCCCUCACUCCUAAGAGGUUCGGAGGUGCAACUUCAAAUGUUGAUAGAGAAGAAUAACCAAAUCAGUGACAAGCUGAUUGAGGUGUUAGCAAAAGCAGGUCCUCAUACAUCUGUCAAACUCAGUGAUAUAUAUCCCAUCUUGGAGAGAGUAUGUCUUGAGGGAAGUCGCAUGCAGGCCAAAAUUGCUGUUGCUGCAAUUGCGGCAUUAGCUGGUGUUUCUGAGCAAUUCUUCUUUUCAGAAUUAUGCAAGGAACUUGUGGAUUCUCUGCAUAGUAGGCGAAACAUCCCAACAGUAUUGCAGUCUUUAAGCUGCAUUGCACAAUACUCUGUUUCGACAUUUGAGGCUCAAGAUGGAGAGAUCUCAUCAUACAUUAAUGAGAAAAUUUUUCAAGUGGAUGCAUCAGAUGAUCUAAUUAAUUCAUUUAAUGAUACUUCUGGCUGUAGUAAUUCUUGCAAAUUGAAGAUUUAUGGGCUGAAAACACUUAUCAAGAGUUUUUUGCCACAUCGGGCAACUCAUGUCAGAAGGAAAAUUAAUGAAGUAUUGGACAUUUUGUCAAAAAUGCUGCAAAAGGGUGGUGCUUUUGAUGGUAUCAUCUCAUGUGAAAGUGAUAAGGCUCACAUCAGAUUAGCUGCUGCGAAGUCUGUUCUGCAGCUUUCCAAAAGAUGGGAUUUGCAUAUUUCACCAGAGAUUUUUUGCUUUACAAUUUUAAUGGCAAAGGACUCUUCUGUUUUUGUUCGGAGAAUAUUUCUCGAUAAGACACACAAGCUAUUGAAGGAGCAUGCUAUUCCUAGCAGAUAUGCAUGUGCUUUUGCAUUGGCCACAUCGGAUCGCCUCAAAGAUCUGCAGGAUAACGCAUUUAAAUAUAUGGCAGAAUUUAUUAAGGAAUAUAGUCGAGAAGCGAGAAUCCGUCAAGCUUCUGCUGCGCAAGGAGGAUCAAUCACCGAUUAUCCGGCAUAUAUAGUGGUAUUCUUGAUAUAUCUCCUUGCUCACGAUACAGGCUUCCCUCACGAAAACUGUAAGGAUGAAGAACUCUAUGCCCAGUUUUGCAGUCCACUUUUUCAUUUACUGGAGGCAUUAGUCAGUGUUGUUGAUGGGGACAGGGAUCUUGUUAAUGAUGCUCGCUUACUUCUGCUCAGUAUUUUUCGUGCUAUUAAGAAAGCUGAGGAUGCUGUUGAUGCUCAAAAUACUCCAAAACUGCACAUUUUAGCAGACAUUGGGUACUCCUUUGUAACAGCAUUAAAUCAUAAUGGUGUCUCUUCAUCACAUGCCCCUGCACUGAUCUUGCUGCCAUCAUCAUUAUAUCGAGCAAAUUCAGGAUGUCUUACUCGGUCCUCUUUUGAUGACUGUUUUCUUGAGAAGAUUAUUCACAGGUUUAAAUCUCGUAUCUCUCUGCCUGUUAGCUCUCUUCCUAAACGUGGUCGGAAGUGCCAAGAGGAUGACACACAGUCCGAGAUCAUUAAGAACAACACAUUGAAGUUGGCACAUGGCAAGCAACUUGAUUUGUCCACAACUGGAACAGAAACCCAAAAAAAUGUGAGCCAGUGUGUUAGUGUGGGACAUAGGCGAAAACGGGCAAUCUCUUCAACUGCUUCUGAUUCAGUUGGAUUGCGUGAGUGUUCUACUAUCAAUCACCAACAUGGUGCAUCUAAAAAGUUUGAAAAAAAUAUGGAGAAAGAACUACUUUCAUCUUCUUGUGAUUCUGUAACCCUGAGACCCUCCCUUGCUGAAUCACAUCUUUCGACUCAAAUUCUAGAAAGAAAUGCCCCUAUUAAAGAAAAUCUCAGGGACAGUAGCAGCAUUAUUGCUGAACCUUCCAAUUAUCUCAGAGCGAAGCUCAAAGACCCUUGCAAUAUCACAUAUGAUAGUGGGGAGGUUGAAGUAUUAUGCCUGGAAACUGAGAGCUGCGAGACGACAAGCAAUGGUCUGCUGGUGGAAAGGGUUGUCUUGUCAGACGAGUCAAACACCUUUCAGUUGCAGUGCGGUGAUAGUGGGGAGCAUUUUUUUCACAGUGGUCUAAAGAAAGCUGUUGACGCAAUUGGAGAUGUUGCCACCCAACAGCAAAAAGUCUCACCAUUUGAGGAAUGUCGAAAGUUUUCUGACAGAACUACUCUUCUUCCUGCAAAGGCAAAGAAGGGACAGAAAGCUUCUCUAGAUACAUCAGCAUCAGAAGUUAUCAAUCUGAAUGAAAAUGCUGUUGCCAAAAGAACUAGGAGGCAAAAAAAAAUCUAACCUUUCAUACUUCUUUCGGGGUGAAUAAUUUCUUCCAGUUCUCAAAAAAUGUUGAAUUCUGUGACUCAAGGUUAUGAGAAGUCGAGUAGUCAAAUUACUCCUGAGGACUCUCAGCAGCUUUAGGUCAGAUUAGCCAAAGAAUGCCCAUUUGUAGAUGUUAUGUUUAUAUUCUGAGUUACCAACUUCAAAACGGAAUGCUGUAAAUAAUAGGAUGAGUUUUAUGAUACGCUUCACACUAGAUGAAGAAGAUGUGAAUUUGAAUUUCCCUGGUUUGUUCAUUUGAUCCAUCCAUUUUCCUUUAAUUUUAAUUUGUAUUUUUUUUA